Messenger RNA from Olea europaea var. sylvestris, 810 nucleotides. Its product is annotated as protein FAR1-RELATED SEQUENCE 5-like. NCBI's taxonomy places the organism in Eukaryota, Viridiplantae, Streptophyta, Magnoliopsida, Lamiales, Oleaceae. Bases 1 to 810 code for a protein of 269 amino acids. The transcript has a single exon. The record is from RefSeq and is a predicted model, not a curated record.
AUGACGUUUAAAGAUGAAACGAAGUUGUUUGAUUUCUACAAGCAAUAUGCCUAUGCAGUUGGUUUUUCAGUCAGAAAAAGAAAUUCAAAAAAGGGGAAUGACGGAGUUGUUAGAUUUGUGACAUUUACAUGUAGUCGUGAAUGCCGAAGGUCUAGUAAUACAAAUAGUGCUUUGAGGCCGCAACCAACGAGUCAGACACAUUGUAAAGCACGGAUAUCUGCAUCUACAUACAGUCAUGGCACAUGGAGAAUUAACACCGUCAACCUCCAGCACAACCAUAAGACAAGUCCUUUGAAGUCUAGGUUGUUUUGGUGCAAUUUGGAAUUAAGUGCAAAUGUAAAACGAAAGCUUGAAUUGAAUGACAUAGCGAAAAUUCUACUGCACAAAAGUUUCAACUUUGUAGUUGUGGAGGUAGGUGGGUAUGAGAAUAUGACUCGCGUUGAAAAAGAUUGCCGAAAUUAUAUUGAACAAGUCAGACAGUUACGACUUGGAGAGGGAGAUGCAGCAGCAUUACAAUCUUACUUUUCACAUAUCCAAGCACGGUGUUCAGGGUUUUACUUCGCUAUGUAUUUGGAUGACGAGUCUCGGCUUAGGACUGUAUUUUGGGCAGAUAAUAGAUGUAGGCAAGCUUACAAGGAGUUUGGCAAUGUUGUAACAUUUGAUACCACUUAUUUGACGAAUAAGUAUGACAUGCCUUUUGCACCUUUUGUUGGUGUGAAUCAUCACGGACAAUCAACACUGCUUGGUUGUGGCUUGUUAUCAAAUGAGAAUACAAGUUCGUUUGUCUGGCUGUUUAGGACGUGGCUUUAG